CAGCAGGCUUGACACCUUGACACUGACAAACAGCUGUUCCCUACAAGCACUUGUCACCAAACAGUUUUUCGGUGAAUGUAAAUUGUUUACGUGUUUUUUGACUUGUAAGCGGUACCCGGUUAUAACGGAACCUCAUUUUCCAGCUCCAACUCAUCAGCAGUGCACACGGUUGCAUUACAGCCCCAAUUUUCUCAAUUUUGCCCCCAUUAUCCAGCGGCCACCAUGGGUGUUGCCGGGAUUUUCAAGUUUAUUUUGCGAAGAGUUUUCGAAUUGUUUGUGGUCGCCGCUCUAUUGGUGCUGAUACCGAAUUUGCCGCCUUACGCCCAGUUUUCGCAGCCCUACAGUGUGUCACCUGCUCAGCCCUUUACCGGCAAGUUGUCGUUGAACGAUCGGCUAGAUGCUGUGGAAAUUUGGCACAAAGGGGACUUUGUGGGUCCCGAAGCGUUUGCCGAUUUGGACAAUUCCCUGUAUACUUCCCUGUAUAACGGCGACAUUGUGAAGCUAACGGGCGAACAUAUAACGCCUGUUGUAAAGUUCGGGAAGCCCUGCAAAGGCUCCUAUGAGGAGAGGAUUUGUGGGCGCCCAUUGGGCCUGCAGUUUGACCAGAAAGACCAACUGUAUGCCAUUGACGCCUACUAUGGAAUCUUUCGCGUUAACGUCCAGUCAGGAAAAAAGGAGCGGCUCGUCGGUCCGCAGGUGGAGAUUGAAGGACGACGCCCCAAGAUAUUCAACAGCCUGGCCGUGGCAAAAAAUGGGGAUGUCUUCUGGACGGACUCCAGCACCGAUUUCACUCUGGAUGAUGGCCUGUUCACUCUUCUAGCUGACCCAACUGGAAGACUGGUUCACUACAAUGCCAAAACGAAGGAAAACCGCGUGCUGCUCGACAACCUUCUCUUCGCUAAUGGGGUGGCGCUGUCCGAAGACGAAACGUUUGCAAUUGUGGCUGAGACUGGCCGAAGCCGAAUCCAUCGAGUGUACAUUAACGGCCCCAAGACAGGCAGCAGCAUUUUCCUCGACGGGCUGCCGGGGCUACCAGAUAACUUGAAGAGCGAUGGAAUGGGCGGCUUCUUAGUGCCGUUGGUUUUGGGCCGGGACGCCGACUACCCCAUUCUGAUCCAGUCGAUCGGUCCUUUUCCUAAGCUCAGAAAGGCCGCUGCUCGCUUCAUGGGCAUCAGCCAGUAUGUGCUGCGGAAAAUCGACCAGUACUACCCGAAUGAUGUUUGCCUGAAUGCCGUUCAUACUAUUGGGCACUUCAGCUCCACCCCCAAGCUGCUUGCGACAUCCAGAGUGACGCUUUUGCGAGUGAACCGCGACGGUCAGAUUACCGACAGCGUCCACAAUCUUAAUGGCAAAAUUGAGAGUAUUUCGGAAAUGCAUGUGCUUGGGGACACCCUGUAUUUGGGCUCGCCAUUCAACGACUACAUUGGGCGCAUUCCUUUGGCGAAACUGGGCUGGGAAGAUCUGAAAAAGGAGAAACGCCCCAAACGCUCCCCCACCGUUGAAAGCGCUAAACCGACUACAACCACCACAAAACCCACUACCACCACUCCAAAGCCCACCACCACCACCACUCCAAAACCUACUACAACCACUCCCAAACCCACCACUACGACCCCAAAGCCCACCACCACCACUCCGAAGGCUACAACUGCUGCUCCCACUACUAGAAAACCCGCAACAACCACUCCACCUCCCACCAAACCACCAACAACGCCUACCACCAAGCAAACUCCUCCUCAGGUAAAACAGCAAACGCAAACUCCCCCUCCCGUAAAGCAGCAGGCGAAACAGCCAACGCAAUCUCCUCCCGUCAAACAAGAGGCGAAAACUCCUCCACCGGUAAAACAGCAAACACAAGCUCCGCCCCCAGUCAAGCAGCAGGCGCAAACUCCGCCCCCAGUGAAACAGCAAACGCAAACUCCGCCCCCAGAGAAGCAGCAACAACGAAAACAGGCUGCGCCAGUGAAGGAACAGCCUAAAGCGACCCCACAGAAGCAAAAAGUCGAACUCUAGAGAGCGUCGAAGUGGCUGAUGGGAAAAAGUCCUGAGUGGUUUCUUAGAACAUUCCUGUAACUCCAUAGUUGUAGUUGAUAAGUUUGGUUGUGUUAAGGGAAUAAUGACCUUCUGUACCGUUUAAGUGAAAAUUCCGUGCAAUAAUUUAUAGGGAAUUGCGCACAUAUCCCCCCUCUGCAUGUACAUACAAGGUGUCUGUCAAGUGUGGCUUGCUGUUGUACAGUAACUGGACUCAAUAGUUUUUUUUUAUAUUAUUGACUGUUUGAUGUGGAUGUGAGGCAGCUUUACUUUCAACUUCUCUAGGUUAGGGCCCUUAAUAGUAAGACUUAGGGAAUGUAUCUCUACUUUUGCGUAACGGUUGUGAGUGUUUUCUGGUGCGCGACUGCGGCAGGGAUAAUGUAUUUAAUAUUAUGAUAAAUCUAUCUAAUAUCUCCACCA
This is a messenger RNA of Dendroctonus ponderosae (mountain pine beetle), 2451 nucleotides long. Its product is annotated as adipocyte plasma membrane-associated protein. Gene Ontology annotation, biological process: biosynthetic process. NCBI's taxonomy places the organism in Eukaryota, Metazoa, Arthropoda, Insecta, Coleoptera, Curculionidae. Gene Ontology annotation, molecular function: strictosidine synthase activity. Bases 223 to 2013 code for a protein of 596 amino acids. The transcript is spliced from 9 exons. The record is from RefSeq and is a predicted model, not a curated record.